Messenger RNA from Colletotrichum chrysophilum, 1770 nucleotides. RefSeq lists its product as uncharacterized. The record is from RefSeq and is a predicted model, not a curated record. Bases 1 to 1770 code for a protein of 589 amino acids. NCBI's taxonomy places the organism in Eukaryota, Fungi, Ascomycota, Sordariomycetes, Glomerellales, Glomerellaceae. The transcript is spliced from 4 exons.
AUGCGCCUGCUGCUCCUCCCCUCAGCCCUCAUCCCCCUCGCAGCCGCAGCAUCCUACACCUGCCCGCCCCUCGGCCCCGUCCUGCCCGCCGCACGCAACCCGUCCGCCCACCCGGCCGUCCAACGCGCCCUCGCGACCUUCCGCACCUCUCUUGAGGAGGAGACGGCGGAGUUCGCAACCUCGGCCGUGUCGAUCGGCGUCAAGUCCGCCCUCGAGGACGAGCCCCUGCUCGACAUCCACCACACCCCGCCGCGCCGCGAUGCCCGCGGCGCGCAGGCUGUGGAUAAGGACACCGUCUACCGGCUCGCGAGCGUUAGUAAGGUAUUCACGGUGCUGGCGGCGCUGCAGAGGGAUGAUGUGGUAAGGUGGGAUGACCCGGUUACGAAGUUCCUCCCGGCGUUGAAGGGGGCGGCGGGGGGGAUGGAUGGGUUGGAGGUCGAGUGGGAUGAGGUUACGGUCGAGGCUGUUGCGGUGCAUGUUUCUGGGAUCGGGGCUGACAUGAUGAUGGAUCGGGGACAGUAUGAGGGCGACUGGGAGGCUCUUGGCCUGCCUCCGCUGGAGAAGAAGCCGGAAUGCGGUGGGUUUAUUGGACAGCGGCCUUGUGCUAUGGAGGACUUUAUCGAGGUGUUUAAGAACCGCCGGCCGCCAGUCUACCCAGCCUACCAAACGCCCGUCUACUCCAACACUGGCAUAGCCAUCGUCGGGCUCGUCGUGGAGGCGGCCACCGGGAAGCCCUUCGACAAGGUCCUCCAGGAACUCAUCCUCGACCCCGCGGGCAUGCCCUCCACGACGUACCCCCAUCCCCCCGAGGACUUGUCGACAUUGUUCAUCCCCGAAAACAACACCAUCUGGGACUGGGAUCUGGGAGUCUUUGCCCCGGCCGGGGGGAUGUACUCUACAAUCCGCGACAUGCUCCGCUUCGGCGACGCCAUCCUCCGCCACCGCCUGCUGUCCCCGGCCAAGACGCGCCGCUGGCUCAAGCCGUCGACCUUCACCUCCUCGCCGAGCGAGUUCGUCGGCAAGCCGUGGGAGGGCCUCUUCUCGGCCAACCUGACGGGCGGGCGGCCCGUCGAGGUGUACGCCAAGAGCGGCGACAUCUUCGACUACCACGCCGGCCUCGCGCUGCUGCCCGAGUACGGCCUGACCGUCUCCGUGCUCGCGGCCGGGCCCGAAAUCUCGGCGGUCGCGCCCGCGUAUUACAAGUGGAAGCUGUGGGCGCUGCUGCCGGGGCUCGUGCGCGCGCUGGACGAGGCCGCGCGGGAGGAGGCGGCAGCGCGCGUGGCGGGCCGGUUUGAGGACGCGGGGACCGGGUCGGCGGUGACGCUGCGGGUUGACGGCGGGUGGGGGGUGCGCGUGGAGGACUGGGUUGUGAGGGGGUUCGAGGUUGUGCCGAACUUGGGGCGGUACAGCCACACGGGGCUGAACAAGACGGGGAUGGAGCCGAACCCGAACGUGACGGCGAGGGCGUAUCCCACGGGGCUGAGGUCUGGGGAUGAGAAGAGGGAGGCGUGGAGGGCUGUGUUUGACUAUUUCACGCCGGAGCAGCGGGAGGCGAUUGACAGGGAGGCGUUCUAUGCCAACGCGUCUUGCCUCAGCUGGGGCACUGUCGACCGGAUCACGUACGGGUACAAGGCGCUUGACCAUUUCGAGUUUGUGUACGGGGAUGAUGGGAGGGUUGAGACGGUUGUGCCUGUGGCUUUUGGGGUGGAGUUGAAGAGGGUUGAGGGGGAGGGGGGCCAGGCUGACUGGGGUCGAUCGGACGAGCUGUAG